This is a messenger RNA of Gekko japonicus, 2850 nucleotides long. RefSeq names its product methyltransferase like 16 (gene METTL16). Bases 91 to 1761 code for a protein of 556 amino acids. Gene Ontology annotation, cellular component: nucleus. Lineage: Eukaryota; Metazoa; Chordata; Lepidosauria; Squamata; Gekkonidae. Gene Ontology annotation, biological process: rRNA base methylation. The transcript is spliced from 9 exons. The record is from RefSeq and is a predicted model, not a curated record. Gene Ontology annotation, molecular function: 23S rRNA (adenine(1618)-N(6))-methyltransferase activity.
AAUCUCUGUGGUCCCUCGCCUGUCGCCUGUCGCGGGAGGUCUGGAGGAGUCCCGGAAAAGGGAGGGGUGGGGUUUUUUGCAGUGGGCGGGAUGGCCCUCAACAAGUCGAUGCACGCCCGGAACAGGUACAAGGACAAGCCGCCCGACUUCGCCUACCUGGCCUCGAAGUACCCGGAGUUCCAGCGGCACGUGCAGGUCGGCUUGUCGGGGAGAGUCAGUGUCAACUUCAAGGCUCCCGAAGCGGUGAGAGCCCUGACGUGCACCCUGCUCAAAGAAGACUUCGGCCUUCAGAUUGACAUCCCGUUGGAGAGGCUGAUCCCGACGGUUCCCCUGAGGCUCAACUAUAUCCACUGGGUGGAAGAUCUCAUGGCGAUGCAGGAUCCUGCCGGGAAAGCUUCUGUUGUAUGGGGGAUAGAUAUCGGAACGGGCGCGUCUUGUAUUUACCCACUGCUCGGGGCGACCUUGAACGGGUGGCAUUUCAUUGCGACGGAAGUGGACGACGUAUGUUUCAGCUACGCCAAGAAAAACGUGGAGCAAAAUAAUCUCUCCGACCUUAUCAAAGUGGUCAAAGUGCCGCAAAAGACACUCCUUUUGGACGCCCUGGAACAAGAGUCGGAAGUCAUCUAUGACUUUUGCAUGUGCAACCCUCCCUUUUUCGCCAACCAGCUGGAAGCGAAGGGAGUCAAUUCCCGCAAUCCCAGGAGGCCCCCUCCCAGCUCGGUCAACACGGGAGGCAUCACCGAGAUCAUGGCCGAAGGUGGAGAGCUGGAAUUCGUCAAGAGGAUCAUCCACGACAGCCUGCAGCUGAAGAAGAGACUGAGGUGGUACAGUUGCAUGUUGGGAAAGAAAUGCAGCUUGGCGCCGUUGAAAGAGGAGCUUCGAAUCCAUGGCGUUCCGAAAGUUACCCACACCGAAUUCUGCCAGGGCCGGACCAUGAGGUGGGCACUGGCAUGGAGCUUCUAUGAAAACGUCAAGGUGCCGUCACCCCCUUCCAAGAAAAGAAAACUAGAAAAGCCUCGGAAACCGAUUACAUUCCUGGUUUUGGUGUCAACAAUGAAAGAGUUGGCUAUUAAAGCUUCAUCCAUGGGACUGGAUGCUUCUGAAGGGACGGAAGCAGUGGCGGCAUGGAUUAAAAAAAUCCUCCGUGACCUGAAGGUUCAAUACAAAUGUCUCCCUUGCGAAAAAGACGAAGUCAGCCUGUUCCUGACGGCCCUAGAAAACUCCUGGAUUCAUUUGAGGAGAAAGAAAAGGGAGCGGGUCAGACAGCUGCGUGAACUUCCCCGCGCGUCCGUCGAUUUCCUGCAAGCCCCGGAAGAGAAAGAGAACCCCCAGAAAGAUUCCAGUAGAACCGUAGAAUGUGAAGAGAACGAGACCGGAAGCACGGAAGGAGGCUCCCGGGAACAUGAAGCCCCCGAGGCCGAUAGUCUAAAUAGUUCCUCUCCCGUUCAGGAAGGAAACAGCCAGGCCCGUACUGAGGAAAGCGGGCAAGCCAGACAGACAGCAGUUGCCUUAGCAGGCGCCGAAGAAUCCAGUGGCGCUAAGGAGUCCCGAGCUUUCGGCACCGCUAGCCAAGCCGCCGCAACCGGGCCACGUGCCAGCGUCUUGAACGAAUGGUUCCUUUUCAAGUGCGUCUUAAAUGUGAAGAGCGAAGGGGAGGAUUUCUUGGUAGAAAUGCACUGGGUCGAAGGGCAGAACCGGGACUUAAUGAACCAGCUGUGCACCUACUUAAAGAACCAGAUUUUCCGGCUGGUUGGGACCUGAGUGUUUCUUGUAAGAAAAGAAAUGAUACUGGUCUUGUUUUUGUAAUCCUUGCUUUAGGGUCUGUAUGGUUGACGACGCCUUUGCUGGGGAAGCGACUGUUUUUAAAAACCACCGCUUUUUUAAAAAAGUGCGUGAAACCUGGGGGGGGGGGCGCUCGAAUGACGCCAGAAACCUAGACGGGACGGAAGCAGUCUUAGCUACCGAGCUGCGCUUACAAAGUGGCACUAGGUCGAUGUUUAUAGGGCAGAGCCAGUGGUCGGUUCUUCAGCAGAGCUGUGUUCUCUUCACAGUUGUUCUGUACCUGUUUUCCUUGAAAAGUUCCCACAAAUACACCUGCCUCUUGGAUCACUGUUGCCUGUUCAACUCAGUCUCAUUCCUCAGCAUAAUAUAGGUCUGCCUUUGGCAAACUGGGAAUCUCUCUGCUGGUGGCGCUCUAAUGUAACCCGGGAGCAUGCAUGUGUUCUGAUGCCCAAGCACCAAGAGGAUCCGAAUAGCGAGGCGUACUGUUGUAGCAGCAUUCUCAGAAAUAACUUUUGGACCCAGUGGGUACUGUACGUAGCGCUGGGCUGCAAGGACUCUCCGUACGUGAAAUGUUCAUUGCUUGCAGCCAUCCUGUGUGGUGCCGGCUCGCUCAGAAGAAAUUGUCUGGGAAUUGAAAGAGCGCGUUAGAGCGGUGUCCGAAACAAACCCCAGCCGGAGCCAUUAUUGCAGAGUAUUACAUUUAGUGGAAACUGUACAGCAGGGCUCGGUGCAAAGCUGGGAGGGAAAUUCUGUACUUAACCGUUCCGUUGAAAUGUUUACGAUCAGUUUCAAAAUUAAGCUGGGAGUUGAACUCAAGAGCGGUCCAGAUUUAGCUGCUGCUGCUACCGUCCAGGUCUGUUCUGUUGAGAGUUAACAAAGUUCCUCCGGCAAAGGGGAAACGGGGUCACAUAUCCCUGCCACAGUUCCCCCCCCCAAAAAAAACCCCCACGCCUGGCCCUUUCCUCUCGAGUAGUAGGGUUGCUUUGUGAACUUAAUUGAUCGCCGUAUUUCUCUACUGCUUUUCCUCGCUACUCAAAGGUGUUCACAGUGAAACAAUACAAUAUUUUC